AUCAAAGAUAUUGUAGAAAGUUACACUACUUGGAAGAAUAUAAAAGCUACUAUCCUAAAGUUGGCAAAAGUGAAAUAUGAUAUUAAAAUAAAGAUUGAAUAUUUGAUGAAUCUCAAGUUGAAUGAAAAUGAAAGUGUUGAAAAAAUAAAUCAACAAUAUCCUGAAACCUAUAAAGAGGCAAAAGAUUAG
Messenger RNA from Racocetra persica, 189 nucleotides. The record is from the annotation of a GenBank genome assembly. Lineage: Eukaryota; Fungi; Glomeromycota; Glomeromycetes; Diversisporales; Gigasporaceae.